This is a messenger RNA of Eleginops maclovinus (Patagonian blennie), 2526 nucleotides long. It is a transcript of the gene bcas1, whose product is annotated as brain enriched myelin associated protein 1. The record is from RefSeq and is a predicted model, not a curated record. The transcript is spliced from 15 exons. Lineage: Eukaryota; Metazoa; Chordata; Actinopteri; Perciformes; Eleginopidae. Bases 265 to 1407 code for a protein of 380 amino acids.
CAUGAGCUUUUUAUUAAAAGAGCAUCAGGACUCUAGUCAGCGAAUAGUAGGAAAUCCAAUUCAUUACUUAAAAACUGUCCCACCCAUUUUUUUUAAAAGCACACCAACUGCGUAUAUAGGGUGUAAACAACAGUCCUGCACAGUUUGGUAGGAGCAGCAGAGUGACAGACUCCUUCCAUCUUUUUUCUUAAGGCGGAUAUCACUUGUUUGACUUGCAGGGGUGUAACAAGAAUCGGAGUAUCAAAGCCUGAUUCUGGGAAAAACAUGGGGAACGAAGCAUCCAAGAACAAAGAGCUUACCAAGAAUGGGAGCAUCUCUAAGAAGCAUACAAAUGGAUCAAUAAAUGGCAUCUCUUCAACCAUUAAAUUUAAUGGGGUGGCAACUGUUGAAACAACGGAGCCGGACUACGUGAUACUCGAAUCGGACUCUAAAUUGGCUGAAGCUCCGAUUAUUUCUGAACUCCUUGAAACCAUCAUCCAAAAGGAGGAGGUCAAGGAAAUAAAUGAGAAUCAACCAGAUGUAAGUUUCCCUGCCCCCGAUCCACAGACAGAGACAACUAACCUAAAGCAAGAAUCAGAAUCACUACCGGAGCCGGAGAGCGUGACUCUAGACCCGAGUCCAGAAGAAGAGAAAGCUCCUGAAACGGUCAACGGAAACAUUCAUCCUGUGGAAACUAAGGCGCAAAGUAAACCAGAAGAGAAUUCAGUUAUGAACUUCUUCAAAACACUAGUGACUCCCAAAGUAACCAAGGAAACAGCUACUCCUGAAGCCACAAAAGAGCAGUCCCAGGAGUGCCCACCAGCGACAACCACUACUGUCGCACAAGUAUCUGAGCCGCCCCCAGCGCCCAAAGGAAUGUCUAUCCCACCACCACCUCCUCCAGAGCCACCGAAAAUGGAAAUCAAGGCAGAGCCAGCUGCCAAACCUGCCAAACCCUCACCCAAAGAAGAACCCAAAGCUGCUGGAAAGUCACCCAAGGACUCAAAAGGAAUAUCAGCCAGAGCCACUCUGAGCAAUCUCUUCCGUCCAAAGAAAGUCAAUGAAGCACCACCAGAGCCAGAAGUAGAGGUAGAGGUACAACCAGUUGUAGAAGUGCAGGAGACACCGGUGGAGACACCAGAGCCAGUAGUAGAAGUCCAGAGUGAAAUGAAUGUUGAACCCGCUGAGACAGCAGAGGAGGCUGCAGAGCCAGUUGUAGAGCAGCAGAUGGUGGAAGAGGUACCACAGCCAGUUGUAGAAGCUGAGAAGGUGGAUCCCUCAAAAGCUGGCACCCUGGAGGCCGCCGCAAAGCCCGAACUGCCACCGCCUGUUCAGGAAGAAAAGAAAACAGACUCAAAACCCUCUUCUUUUCCAUGUUUAAGCCCAAAAAGGCGACCCCUGCCCCCGCUGCAGCAGCAGAGACAGUGAAAGCCAAGGAGGAGCCAAAAGCAGCAGCCAAGUCUUCAGAGGCGGUUGUAGAAAACAAACCCGCUGCAGUGGCCCCCCUGGCUGGAGAAGAUGCAGCCAAUGUUCCCAAGAAACUGGAGAAGAGGAACUCCAUCCAUUUGUUCUUUAAAAAUCUGGGUCAGAGACGUAGCUCGACAGAAGCCGGGGUACAGACGGAGCAAGUCCCUGCUGCUGCAGCUGCUGAGAAGGCUAAAUGAAACCAAAAACCAACAGUGAAGUUUCCCUGUACAAAACCCCUUCUCUUCUUUGCUCUUACUCAAUCUUCAUAUCUCUCUCCGUCUCAUUUUAUUGUCAACCCCUAUUGAGUUACUUUAACUCUAUAUAUGUUUGUUUUUGUUACUGUUUAGAAGUUAAACUAUGGAAAGAAAAGUGACUGAAAGGUUAAAAGCAAGUCGUUAGAAAGUCAAAGUUAAACAAGGCGAGGUUGUUGAGAUUUUUCGAUCGUAUAAAUGUCUUGACAGUAGACUUGAAAUAUGUGAGUGAGAAUAGACAUUUAAUGUGACUUUUACAGCACCCUGACUCCCUGGGUUUGAGCAAGAGACAGUGCCAGGCUUUGAGCAAUACGUUUAUCAAAGGAAAAACAGGUUCUAUAUUUAGAAAGCGGAAAAAUCAUUGGCAUGGCAGAGGUUAAUAUCCAACAACGUAUCAAAAAGUACCUUCAUCUAUGUGACAUUAUAAGAACAUAUUUGUUUAACUAACUUCACUUAAAGAUUUGUUUAACUUUAUGCAAGCUUUCUGUUUACCAAAGCACAUACAUACAUAUCCUAACAGUCAUGUAUUGGGAAAAAAAUCACAAUCUUUACUUUUUCUGCGGGAAAAUGAUUGUAAAUAUAUCAAAUACAUCUGAGGUGGCUAAAUGGGGUCGUGUGCAAAUGUGUCCUUGUGGUGCGCUUUGCCUCUGUCAUAUAUCACAGUCGAUUAGCUUUUAAUUUGAGUACAGCAUGUCAUUUAAAAGACGUCUUAUGGUGUUAUAGUUAUUUGUUUUUCGACCCAUGUGCAAUUAAUAUAAAGCUUUUGUUUGCCUACGUGUAUGUAUGUGUAACUUCGGCUAUCUUAAAGACAAUAAAUAUGUUCCCGGUU